AACACAAGGGUUCAAUAAAAGCUGGCCCAACUCCGACCCACCCCGACAUCAGAAUACCCAUGCCUCUCUGCCCCUCUCACUGUUUUGCCGGUCGAGACAGAACUUUUGGGCGUUUUCGGUGAGUUCUGCCGCCUGUGUCCUAUACUCUGCGGCCUGCGCCAUUCUUAGCACUUAGCAGUGCUCCAGCAAAACCCAUUGAAUGGUUAUUCCUCCGCCUAUUAGGCCUCCAAGAAUUACAAACUAUCUCAAGCCUUACGUCCUGAAGAUGCACUUUACAAACAAGUAUGUGAGUACCCAGGUGAUACACGCACCGACUGCCACUAUUGCCUCUUCUGCAAGUUCACAGGAGAAGGCCUUGAGACCAAGCAUGGAAUCUACUCGGGAUGUAGCUGCUGCUGGAAAGAUCGGAAAAAUAUUGGGGGAGCGCCUACUGCUCAAAGACAUCCCAGCUGUUGCUGUUCACUUGAAGAGAGAACAAAGAUAUCAUGGUAAGGUCAAAGCUGUCAUUGAUUCUUUGAGGGAAGCUGGUGUCAAGUUGCUUUAAAUUUUCUUUUGCAUUAUAAACUGAAAUGUAUUCUUUAGUUUCUAGCAGUUUUUUGUUCUAUGAGUAUUCCUUGGGGGAGAUCAAAGGAAGUGGAUGGUGGGGUUAGUAUAUUUCAAGCUGCCCUAUGUGAUCAUGAGUAACUUGGUUUCCUGGAAAUUGGGAUUGAUACUGACUGAACUGUAUCAUUUGUCUUUGUUAACUUCUUGAUGAAUGUUACUUUGUAGACCAA
Molecule: messenger RNA, 773 nt
Organism: Juglans microcarpa x Juglans regia
Lineage: Eukaryota; Viridiplantae; Streptophyta; Magnoliopsida; Fagales; Juglandaceae
Product: 50S ribosomal protein L18-like
Exons: 2
Coding region: 200-544 (114 amino acids)
Biological process (GO): translation
Cellular component (GO): ribosome
Molecular function (GO): 5S rRNA binding; structural constituent of ribosome
Source: RefSeq, a predicted model, not a curated record